Messenger RNA from Hippocampus zosterae (dwarf seahorse), 5218 nucleotides. It is a transcript of the gene smad4a, whose product is annotated as SMAD family member 4a. Lineage: Eukaryota; Metazoa; Chordata; Actinopteri; Syngnathiformes; Syngnathidae. Bases 337 to 1848 code for a protein of 503 amino acids. Gene Ontology annotation, molecular function: I-SMAD binding; DNA-binding transcription factor activity, RNA polymerase II-specific; RNA polymerase II cis-regulatory region sequence-specific DNA binding. The record is from RefSeq and is a predicted model, not a curated record. Gene Ontology annotation, cellular component: heteromeric SMAD protein complex. The transcript is spliced from 12 exons. Gene Ontology annotation, biological process: transforming growth factor beta receptor signaling pathway; BMP signaling pathway; SMAD protein signal transduction.
CUAUCUUUGACGCAGGGACAAUCGUGACGUAUCUGAACGGGCGAGUGGGGGUUUGUUUAUUUUCGUGGCUGCUACCUUUCUAGCGGCUGCUACCUACCUAGCUCCGGCUAGCUUCGCAUGCAGUUCCUAAUUGUCCCCAUUUACACCUGGGCAACGGAAAAAAAAACACUUUCGGGACACUCAAAACAACCGCCACGAAGUAACCGGGCCACUACGGACCAUCACUUAACGCAAGUUUUUCCAGACCUACUUUGUAUUGACUGAAACACCUCACUGGUGACAAAAAGAAACAACCAAAGAGCGAGCCUCUCCGGAGGCUGAAACCGAAGGAGCAGGAUGUCCAUUGCCAACACUCCCACAAGCAACGACGCCUGCCUCAGCAUUGUGCACAGCCUGAUGUGCCACAGACAAGGCGGGGAGAGCGAGAGCUUCGCCAAGCGAGCCAUCGAGAGCCUGGUCAAGAAGCUGAAGGAGAAGAAGGACGAGCUAGACUCCCUCAUCACGGCCAUCACGACCAACGGAGCACAUCCCAGCAAGUGUGUGACCAUUCAGCGCACUUUGGACGGCCGCCUUCAGGUCGCGGGACGUAAAGGUUUCCCCCAUGUGGUUUACGCUCGACUGUGGCGGUGGCCCGAUCUGCACAAGAACGAGUUAAAACACGUCAAAUACUGCCAGUAUGCCUUUGACCUCAAGUGCGACAAUGUUUGUGUCAAUCCGUACCACUAUGAGAGAGUGGUCUCGCCAGGCAUUGACCUAUCAGGACUGACACUUACAAGCACAGGACCACUCAUGGUAAAAGACGAGUACGACUACGACAAUCAACAAUCUCACCCCGGCGUCGACAGCCACCUGCAGACCGUUCAGCACCCUCCGUCCAGGCCGGGCCCGCCGGACACUUUCGGCAGCCCCGCCCUACUCACGCCGCCGGAAGGCAGCGGCUCGGCUUUGACCUCCGCAUUCUCUGCCAUCAGUGCGGGACCCUCAAAUCCCACCUCCAACUGGAGCAGGAACAGCGGCUUCACGCCGGCUGUGCCGCCGCAUCAAAAUGGCCACUUGCAGCACCACACGCCCAUGCCUCACACAGGACAUUACUGGUCAGUUAGCAAUGAAAUAGCAUUCCAGCCACCGAUAUCCAAUCACCCAGCUCCGGAGUACUGGUGCUCCAUCGCGUACUUUGAGAUGGACAUCCAGGUCGGCGAGACAUUCAAGGUGCCCUCCACGUGCCCGAUAGUGACGGUGGAUGGUUACGUGGACCCAUCCGGAGGCGACCGCUUCUGCCUGGGCCAGCUCAGCAAUGUCCACCGGACGGAAAACAUCGAGAGAGCCAGGCUCCACAUUGGCAAAGGCGUGCAGCUGGAGUGCAAAGGCGAAGGAGACGUUUGGGUGCGCUGCUUGAGCGACCACGCCGUUUUUGUACAGAGCUACUACCUUGACCGAGAGGCCGGGCGCGCCCCUGGGGACGCCGUGCACAAGAUCUAUCCCAGCGCUUACAUCAAGGUGUUUGACCUGCGUCAGUGCCACAGGCAGAUGCAGCAGCAGGCCGCCACGGCCCAAGCGGCGGCCGCGGCCCAGGCGGCGGCGGUGGCCGGGAAUAUACCAGGCCCAGGUUCCGUGGGCGGCAUCGCGCCCGCCAUCAGUUUGUCGGCGGCGGCGGGCAUCGGCGUGGACGACCUGCGUCGGCUUUGCAUCCUGCGCAUGAGCUUUGUCAAGGGCUGGGGGCCGGACUACCCUCGGCAAAGCAUCAAGGAGACGCCCUGCUGGAUCGAGAUCCACCUCCACCGCGCUCUGCAGCUGCUGGAUGAGGUGCUGCACACCAUGCCCAUCGCGGACCCUCAGCCUCUCGACUAAUGAUGUCGUCGCAAGACUUGGAAGGCUGCAGCCGCGCCGGGUCGGGCAGUUGGAGUAGAAGUGAGGACACUCUUGGUCGCCAGUUUAGUGUCGUGGCAGUGGAGUGCUGCGUUACACAGUAGACGCGCCGCUAUGCGUACUGACAAGUCGGGAUUUUUUGACAGAGCACUUAGUAAUGAUUGGAAGAACGCAUACGUUCUGAUACGAGAAGUGCACGUGCAUCUCAACAACUUUGAAUAUUGUGCAUUUAGUUGUGUAGUUGCGUUUGAAAAGUGAAUAAUUCACACUAUGGCUGCAACUACUAUUAUUUUUUUGUCAAUCGAUGAAUUGAAAAACAUUUUCAUUUAAAAAAAAAAAGGGCAGUAUUUUAAAUUGACAGUCAAGAAAAUUCACAAACAUGAAUAUGAUUCAGUUCCUGGUUUGGUCCAUAGCGGGUCAGAAAACGUACAUUUUUUUCCCUCAAAUUAAAAGCAGAUAUGCAGUUUGCAACUGUCUUUAUUUUUUUGAAAAUCAGUGAUGCAAGUAAACUUUUUUGAUGAUUUUUUGAGAUUCCAAAUCUGCCCUUUUUUUCCUCUUGCACAUCAGGAUUACAUCAUGACAAUAUACAACAAUACAGGGUGAAAUGUAGUAAUAUAUUUAGUUAUAUUUAUAAAUUAAGUGUUAAGGCUCAGAAACGGAUGGAUUUUUUUUUUCCCCUGACACAUCAUAGCUAUAAAUUAAAACACACGGUAAAAUCCAUAUUGUGUAAACCUUUACAGGUCAAACUUCAACAAAAAAGGAAAAUGGGAGAAGUGAAGUAUCGGACUACCAAAUCUAUCUAUUAAUGCCCCUGUACAUCCAGCAUUUGAUUCCCAAAUGGCGCCCCGUUUCCUCUGCAGGUGUUUGAUUUGCGGUCUUCUCCCCCUACCAACACCCCACCAUGAACAUUUAAUCCGACUGCUUAGCUUCAGCUGGAGUCUGCUGCUGCUGUUCCAGUCCUUCACUGGCUCUCUCCAGACACAUAUGAAUUCAUGUAAGUGGAGUUUUACUCCCCCCCCCUUUUUAAAAUAUUUUUUAAAACUUCCAACUCUAAAAGUCACAUGACAACAUUCUUGGGGGGUGAUCACACGUGUAAUGUCAUUUUGAGAAUCGCCUUUUAAAUGAGUGGCCCGUAGCACUUUAAUUCCUAGAAUUUCGGAUCCUCGGUUUAUGACGCGUGACUUUUUAAUAUUACGAAUGGCACGCAAUGAACUACUGCAGUGGAACACCAACUGACAGGCUGUGUUGCACUAUCAGGCUAAUCUCCAGAUUUAAACCCUACAGAGCGUGCGUGCGAUCUGCUCAUGAGGCGACUGAAGGGAGUAAUUGGGGCAGACAUUUUCAAAGUUGGAAACCCACCAUGGCAAUUAAAAGGGCUUUGUAGAAACUAAACUUAAAAAAAAAAAAAUUGUGGGGGAGAGACAAUAUUUUUACCCUUCCCAUGAUGCAGUUAUGAGGUUAUGAUUGCUUUAACGAUUUCACUGGGCGGCCUAAAAAAAUUGUGGCAGAAAUCACACUUACGUAGCCCCUCAUUUGUUUUUUUGUUUUUUUUUUGGGAUUGUUUUAUAUUUAUGUCCCAGAAGUAUUUUUCUUAAAAAAUAUUGUAAACAUGACUUUACUACUGUCCUUGUGAUAGAGCACCUUUCCGACUCGGGGUUACGGCGUCACCACAGGGUAAAAAAAAAUGUUUGCUGCAGAGUUAGGACUCCCUUUUCUUGCCACUCCUCAGUCUUCUCUCAGAUAAAAUGUGUCUCAUUGCAGUAAAUACAGGUGUUCCUCGGAGUUGCAGAAUCUGAUUUUGUGCAGAAAUGUUGCCAAAAUAUUGUCAAUCACGAACAUGUAGGGAUACAGCCUGUAAUGCCGUAAUGAAAGCAAAUAUUUGUAUGGGGAAAAACACUUUUUGACCUGAAAUACGGGACAAUUGAGUGGACUCGGUCGACCUGUUUCUUGCCACUUGCAAUUUAUAAAAUCAAUGCCAUCCCAAAGAGAACUGUGAGAGAAGGUACAAGCCAUAUCGAAGCCAAAAAUACAUUUUCUGUGUUAUGCUGAACCUUACUUACCAAAAUUGAUUUUUAUUGGUUUUGGAUUUUUUGCUUCGCACUCGAUAAAAGUAUCCAAAAGGGACAGCGACUGCAGUAUUUUCUACUCCUUUUUGCUACACACUGUGUGGCGGCUUAUGCUUUGCAUCUCAACUAUGUUGUGAAUUUUAAUGAUAUUCGUGUUAAUAUGUCUGAAAAUGGUUGAAUAAAAUUCAUGGGCUAAAACAGCAUUGCAUUAAGGUGGCGUUUUGUACACACAAGAGGCGCGCUUUGGACAAGAAAACGUUUAUUACCGCAAAGACAAAGUCACAAAAUUGAAGGGUGUGUGUGUGUGUGUGUGUGAACAAAAACACUAAGCUAGCCUGAGCUGAGAUCUGAAAUAUUCAGAAAAAAACGAACUACAUGUGUCUUUUUAAUAGUUUCUAUAUUCAGCAAUACGACACACUAAAUCAACGUCUUUAUAAAUAUAAAAGUCCCCCGAUCAUCCUUGUUUUUAUGCAAAAUACAACAAUACAAAUCACCCAACACGCUUGCCAAGUUGAAAAGAUAAUAUGAGGGAGAAAAAAAAACAACAACACACCAAAAGAAAGACAUGAAAAUUGUGUGGAUAUAUUAGCUACUAUACAUAAUCAAAAGAAGCCCCCCCCCCAAAAAAAGUAAUCACCAGGACAAAUAAAUAUACCUCCACUUGGCGAUAUUUACAUUUUUCUUUUCAAUCUUGGCUGAAUGGAGGAAAAAAAACAAACAGGAAAAAAAUCCUCCUGCCCAAAUGCUUGUGCUUGCAUUUGAGCGUGCUACAGAUGAGCGUACGAAGAUGGCACUUGAAAACAUCCAAAUAGAACAACAAAAAGAGCAACAGAAAUCACCAUCAUGACGAAUAAUCAAACAAAAUGUUUUUUUUAAUUACAGCGAUUUUUUUUUUUUGAUAGUUCUGUACAAUGAACCCAAAAAGAAGAUUUCUCUACCACACCCAUAAAACUACCGUUAUGAAUAAUAAAUAAUAAUCCCAUGCUGUUUCGUUCCCAUUUCCCCACCUCCCGUAACUGCAACAAAAUGUCUCUCGAUGGCGUCCAUCCAUCGGGCUUGGGGCGGGGCCGAGUUAAAGGCACUGGAGUCUUGCUGAGGGUCAUGCUGCCUGUUGUCCGUUUUUUUUUUUUUUUGUAAAUAGAGAGCUUAAGUGUUUUCUACGUGGGAAUUCUCAGCUCCUACAAAAACAUUUUUCACAAAGAGACAAGUCGUGUUGGCAGCAUAACCGUAAUAAAAAUCACAGUCUGGCAUUAAAGUCUAUUUAAAAAAAAAAAAAAAGGAUAAAA